AUGCAUGAGCGGGACUCAAGCGCUCAGCUGGACCUCACCGAGCUCAUCGGCGUUCCUCUGCCGCCAUCUGUGUCCUUCGUCACGGGCCUGGAGGGCUUCCCGGCAUAUAGAUUUGGUCCGGACGCUAACGUGGGCCGACUGACGCGCUCCUUCAUCCCCGACCCGUUCUACCAUGACUUCUCCAUCGUGGUGACGGCCAGACCCAGCUCUCGGCACGGAGGAGUGCUGUUCGCCGUCACAGACGCGCUGCAGAAGAUCAUCCAUCUGGGAGUGUCUCUGGCGCCGGUGGAGGACGGGUCCCAGCGCGUGGUUAUGUACUACACCGAGCCCGGGGCCGCGCACACACAGGAGGCGGCUUCAUUCAAGAUGGGCGAUCUGACGGGCCGCUGGGCGCGCUUCACGCUGGCUGUACAAGGGGAGGAGGUGAAGCUGUACAUGGACUGUGAGGAGCAGCACCGCGUGGCCUUCCGCAGGAGUCCAGACCCACUCACCUUCCAGCCCAGCUCCGGCAUCUUCAUAGGGAGCGCCGGGGGAACCAGGCUGGAGCGCUUCCUGCGGGACUCAAGCGCUCAGCUGGACCUCACCGAGCUCAUCGGCGUUCCUCUGCCGCCAUCUGUGUCCUUCGUCACGGGCCUGGAGGGCUUCCCGGCAUAUAGAUUUGGUCCGGACGCUAACGUGGGCCGACUGACGCGCUCCUUCAUCCCCGACCCGUUCUACCAUGACUUCUCCAUCGUGGUGACGGCCAGACCCAGCUCUCGGCACGGAGGAGUGCUGUUCGCCGUCACAGACGCGCUGCAGAAGAUCAUCCAUCUGGGAGUGUCUCUGGCGCCGGUGGAGGACGGGUCCCAGCGCGUGGUUAUGUACUACACCGAGCCCGGGGCCGCGCACACACAGGAGGCGGCUUCAUUCAAGAUGGGCGAUCUGACGGGCCGCUGGGCGCGCUUCACGCUGGCUGUACAAGGGGAGGAGGUGAAGCUGUACAUGGACUGUGAGGAGCAGCACCGCGUGGCCUUCCGCAGGAGUCCAGACCCACUCACCUUCCAGCCCAGCUCCGGCAUCUUCAUAGGGAGCGCCGGGGGAACCAGGCUGGAGCGCUUCCUGGGCUCGAUCCAGCAGCUGCUGCUGACGCCGGAUCCCAGCGCUCCGAAUGAACAGUGUGAGGAGGACGAUCCAUACGCGUCUGGAUAUGGCAGCGGUGACGACAUCUACGAAGAUACAGAGACUCCAGACGAGGUCAAGAAAGUGGUUGAGGAGAGAGAAUAUGUGAUGUCGGAGGAUAUAGAGUCUGGUCCGAUGAGAGCGCCACCUACUGAAUCUCCCUCGUUCAGCACUGAGACGGAUGACGAGGACCUAGAGGAAGGCUCUGGAGAGGACAUCAUCAUCAUCAGCGGUCCGAAAGAGCCGAUCAGAUCAGAAGGAGCUUCUCAGGACAGAAAUGUCAUAACUAUGCAGAAGGGAGAGAAAGGAGAGCGAGGGCCCCCGGGGCCUCCAGGACCCGCCGCUCCACACACACCAGGAGAGCCAGGGCCCCGGGGCCCACAGGGAGAACCAGGACGGGACGGCCGGCCUGGUGAUCCAGGGAAAGAUGGCGCUCCGCAAGAGGCUGGACCUCCGGGAUUCCCGGGCCUUCCCGGAGAUCCAGGUCCCAAAGGUGACAAGGGUGAUCCUGGUGUGGGCAUCCCGGGGCCGCCUGGACCUCCCGGACCUGCAGGAACAUACAAGUAUCCGGACGGCAUCGCCGGCUCCGGAUCGAGCUAUGUGGAUCUGGACAGUGACGCAGAGCUGAUACGGGGUCCUCCAGGGCCACCGGGGCCACCGGGACCUCCGGGCCCUUCUGUCGGAGCUCAUCCGGGGCCCAUCGGGCUUCCAGGGGUUCCUGGAAGAGACGGGGAGAAGGGCAAACGUGGAGUCCCGGGUGAAAAUGGACGAGACGGUCAACCAGGAAAAGAUGGAGAAGAAGGGCAGAACGGUGAAGCAGGUUUACCUGGAAUCAUGGGACAAAAGGGUGAUGCGGGCCAGCCGGGGCUCCCAGGACAGACAGGGGCUGAGGGCCCCAGGGGUCAGCCAGGCUCUCCGGGGCCCCCCGGACCUCCAGGAACAGGCUUCAGCUUUGACAUGAUGGAUUUGGAGGGCUCGGGUCUGGAUGGAAGCAGUGGUUUCAGACCUGUGCUGCCCAGAGGACCGCCAGGCCUUCCUGGGCUCCCAGGACCUCCAGGACCACAGGGAAAAGAAGGAGCCGUCGGCCCUCCAGGUGUUUCAGUGAAGGGGGAGCCGGGCGCUAAAGGAGACGAUGGACAGGCUGGGGCUCCUGGUCUGCCUGGGCGACAAGGGGAAGGGGGAGAGAAAGGUGAUAUGGGUCAGAAGGGAGAGAGAGGUAUAGAUGGAAUCUGUUUACCUGGAUCUCCGGGGCCUCCUGGACCUCCUGGACCAAUCAUUAAUCUACAUGAGUUGAUGCUGAAUGACACUGAAGGAAUCUUUAACCUCUCAGGGAUUUUUGAACCACAAGGACCAUUGGGAGACUGUGGCGUUCCUGGACCUCCUGGUCAAGCGGGUCAGAAAGGAGAGCCGGGGAUUGUGUCUGGAGUUCAUGCGCCGCAGGGACCCAAAGGACUGAAGGGAGACUGUGGCGUUCCUGGACCUCCUGGUCAAGCGGGCCCUGUCGGACCCGCUGGACCGAAGGGCGAGUUCGGAUUUCCAGGACGACCGGGUCGUCCAGGAAUUAACGGGCGUAAGGGUGAAAGAGGAGAUUCUGUGGGUUUACCUGGUCUGCCGGGGCCGCCGGGGCCUCCAGGACGAGCGGGGCCCUUCAGCUGUCCUAAAGGAACCGUGUUUCCAGUCCCUCCUCGACCCGGCUGCAAAAAACCUGUUAACAGUGAUUCUACACAAGAGGGAGCCAGCAGGGACAGAGAUCUGCCUUCAUCCUCCUCCUCCUCCUCCUCCUCCGGCGACACACUGGGAACCAAAGUCACGACGUGUCAGACUGCUAAAGGUGACGAGGGAUUCAGAGGAGAGACGGGAGAAGCUGGGAUGCCAGGGAGAUCCGGUUCAACGGGAGCUAAAGGAGAAUCUAUCAUUGGACCCCCUGGUCAUCCAGGACCUCGAGGACCCCCUGGUGCACCAGGUUUCGGGAGAACCGGUGUUGCUGGACGACCAGGACCUCCCGGACCUCCUGGACAACACGGAUCCGGCGUGAUGAUCCCUGGCCCUCCUGGACCCCCUGGGCGCCCGGGACGAGCCACUGAGGCCUCCAGCACCGUCGGGAAGUAUGUGAGUCUGCAGGCCAUGAGACAGCAGUCGUCUGUGCUCGAGGACGGGACGCUGUCUUUCCUUAUUGACACCAGUAAACUCUAUAUGAAGGUUCCAGGAGGCUGGAGAGAGGUUCAGCUCGGCGGGCUGAUUGAGAUGUAUUCGUCCCCCGUCCUCUCACAGGAUGAUGCUGAGCCCCUGAUCCUGAGCCCACAGCUCCGUCACACACCCAGAACACACACCGGAAGCGCGCUGAGGUUGGUGGCUCUCAACACGCCGCUGACGGGAAACCUGGGCUCCAUCCACUCGGUUAAUAAACUGUGCAGGACUCAAGCUCAAGCCAUGGGCAUCAGAGACGACUACAAGGCCUUCCUCUCACACCACCUACAGGACCUGAUUGACACCGUGCAGCCCAUGUACCGAACAAACACGCCGAUCGUCAACCUGAGGGGUGAGCUCCUGUUCAAGAGCUGGCACAGCAUCUUCUCCAGCCAUCUCCUGCCUCCCAGAGUCCCGCUGUACUCCUUCGACGGCCGAGACGUGAUGAGCGACCCCUUCUGGCCUCAGAAGGCGGUGUGGCACGGCUCUUCAGAGAGAGGCAAGCGUCUGUCCGCUCUGAACUGUGAGUCGUGGAGAGCGGGUGACAUGGCCAUCACCGGUCAAGCGUCGUUCCUCUACAGCGGCUUACUGAACCAGCAAACACGCAGCUGCUCCAACCGCUUCAUCGUGCUGUGCAUCGAGACCAGCCACGACCAUCAAACCCUCCAGGAGCGCCACAGACGAUGGCACCACAGAUCCUGAAGCCUGACGGAGGAGAAGCCCCGUGAACUUUAACACAGCCACCGUCGCUCUCGAAUGUAAAGUGUGCUGGCCGAUUCCCAGUGAUGGACUGCGGAGAUCCACUUUCUUUGUCAUUUGGAUGCACUGUACUUUUCAUAUUGUAUUUUUGUUGUUGAUUUCCCAAAAAAAAGUAUUUUCGAU
This is a messenger RNA of Sinocyclocheilus grahami, 4227 nucleotides long. RefSeq names its product collagen alpha-1(XV) chain-like. NCBI's taxonomy places the organism in Eukaryota, Metazoa, Chordata, Actinopteri, Cypriniformes, Cyprinidae. Gene Ontology annotation, biological process: extracellular matrix organization. Gene Ontology annotation, molecular function: extracellular matrix structural constituent conferring tensile strength. The transcript is spliced from 42 exons. The record is from RefSeq and is a predicted model, not a curated record. Bases 1 to 4047 code for a protein of 1348 amino acids.